This is a messenger RNA of Oncorhynchus masou masou (cherry salmon), 5227 nucleotides long. RefSeq names its product tudor domain-containing protein 7B-like. NCBI's taxonomy places the organism in Eukaryota, Metazoa, Chordata, Actinopteri, Salmoniformes, Salmonidae. The record is from RefSeq and is a predicted model, not a curated record.
CUACACCAACCACAAACCCGAGGACUGGGAGACGCUUGGCUUGGUUCGAGCGCAGCGUUGAGUGAGAGGGGAUAGCUCGGAACAGUCAGGGCUAAACUUUCAGGGAGUGUGACGAGCAGGUCGUGAAUAAAUUAACUGGGUCACCAUCCCCCGUAUUCCUUCCCAGCAAGAUGGCAGACGUAGAGCUGGUGAAGAAGAUGUUACGGGAGGUGCUGACGGCCAAUAAGAGCGGACCCGGGGUGUCUUUGUCCCGCCUCCAGUCUGAAUACAAGGAUCUGACUGGUGAACAGAUCCCUCAUAAGCAGCUGGGUCAUGGCAACCUGGACGCUCUGCUGCACAGCAUGCCCAGCGUGGUCCGCAUGGAGCGCAACCGUUCUGGGGAGAUGGUGUAUUUCGCCUCAGUCUCUGGUGAGACUGCCCAUGUCGCCAAGCUGGUGGCUCGCCAGCGUACCUCGAAGAAGACUGGACGACCCCAAAUGGUCAACUGUCAGAUGAGAGUGAAGCCUGCCGCCCCUCUCGUCCUCAACGCCAAGCCCAGAACAUCCCUAAGACAGCCAGACCAUAGGGGUCGUGGUGUAGGGCGAGGAGGAGGAAGUGGAGGAGGCGGGGGCGGCCGGUCAGGGGGCCAACAUGACUUUAGACAGGGGAGGGACAUGAGGGACACCCAAUCAGAAGGGAAGACUAAUCAGAGUUCCAACCAGAACAAACCAACCCAUCAGAACACCCCUACCACCAGGAAGUCCUCUGUGCCCUCAGAGAGGUCAGACAAAAGGAUGACACUUCCAUCACGGUUCCAGAAGGAAGUGCACGCUCACCUAUCCAGGAAUACCCAAAGCAACACUCCCUCAAACCUCAACGAGAGUGCUGGCUCUGGGAAGCCCAAGCCACAGCACUCCCCCAAGGACUACAACCCCUCCUCUGCUGGCGGGAACUACAGCCCCCAGCAGGUGCAAGGCCGUCUCAGAGAGGUGCUGAACAAAUACAGUAAUGGCUUCUGGGUGUCUAAGUUACCCCAGCUCUACAGAGAACUGUACAAACAGGACCUGCCUAGCGAAGCACUUAAAGAUCUGGAGCACUGGACACACGUAUGCACUGUAGAGAAACCUUGCAGCAGUAACCCAAAAGAGUUACUCCUAUACCCAGCUAAAGAACCAACACAUACACAGACCCCAUCCCCUGUCCCUACCAGAGUCCUAUCCCCCACCUCCGCCCCUUUCUCCAUCCACGGACAUCAAACCCCAGUCAAAGCCCCCUACCAGCCCCCUACCACCACCAUGAGCCCUCUCCCCCUCACCCCCCCUUCCACCUCCCCCAGUCACGCAGCCUCCCCCUCCACCCUCUCCCCCGACUUGAAACAGAAGCUCGGGGAGCUCCUGGUGAAAUACAGCAACGGUCUAUGGGCCCACGCCUUACCCAAACUCUACUUGGACACGUACAAGACCAAACUCCCCGAACACGUCCUGGAGAAUCUCUCGCUGCUCUCCGACUUCUGCACCGUAGACUACCCCAUGCCGGACAACCCCAAGAGGGCCAUCCUGUACAAGAGGACCAAGGAGGAGGAGCGCUGCAACAGGAGGGAGUCAGUGGAGGAGCGCAGGGCCAGAGAGGAGGUAGGGAGGAGGCUCAGUUCCCAGGCUGUACCUCCUCUCCUCAUCCCCAGGGAGGAGUACCCCUCUGUGCUGGUGGUGGAAGCUACCAAUACCAACGGAGUCCUACUUCGGUACAUAGGAGAGGGCUACUCCCAGGCCCAGGAGGCUCUGGAGGAUGAGAUGAGAGAGUUCUACUGUUGCCAAGACAACCACAGUCGUACCCCUCUGGCCUCUCCAACCUCGGGUCAGCUGACAGCCGUCAGGGCUGAGGAAGAGGAGGAGAUACUACGAGCACAAGUCACAGAGGUCAUGACCGACAAGGUCAAGGUUUACUAUGUGGAUCACGGGUUUUCGGAAAUCAUCAGUAAGGCCAAAGUGUUUGAGCUGCAUGAUACGUUUUUCAAGCUGCCUUUCCAGGCCACCAAGUGUACAUUGGCUGGUCUGGAGACUUUCUGCCAGGAGCCUGCUGUUCUGAAGAAGUUUGAGUCCAUGGCUAGCGGAAAGAUCCUAUUGGCUGAGAUCCUGGAGAGAGAGCAGACCCCAUUGGUGGUCCUGUAUGACACGUCGCAGGAUGAUGAUGUCAACAUCAACGCAGCCUGUAUCAAAGCCCUGCAGGACAAGACCCUAGCCAGCCCACUACAGGUGAACAGUGCCUAUAUGAACGUGGCGGUGAGAAGUGUGUGUUCAGACGGGACCAUCUACUGCCAGCUCCCUUCUCGAGGCCUGGCCAAACUCACUGAGAUACUGGAGAAGACCGAGGCUUACUUCCACUCACAGGUGACAUCAGAGUUCCUGGUGUCCAGACCGUUCUGUGGUAAAGGCUGUCUGGCUCGCUACAAAGGCAAAUGGUCUCGCGUGGAGAUAACCAAUCUCCAUGGCAGCAGAGUCCUAGACAUCCUUUUCAUAGACUUGGGGGUCCAGGCUUCGGUGGAGGUGUUUGAACUGAGGGAAGUCCCAUCCCCUUUCCUACAUGACCUGAUUGCUAUUCCACCACAGGCAGUGAAGUGCUGUCUGGCUGACCUGGCUGUUAGUGGUGUGGGCUCUUGGACCCCAGACGCUGUUCAGUGGCUCCGAGACGCCGUGCUCAACUCUACAGACUGUAGUAUGAAGAUCGCUAAGCUGGACAAGACCAAGCGCAGCGUAGUCCAUGUCUACCUGUUCACCGACAAGAACUUCCACGACCCCACGAGAAGCCUCAACCGCCAAAUGGCCGCCUCUGACCUCUUCAAACACCAAGGAGACGUCUUCCUAAGCAGCCACAGCCCUUCCAAGACCUCCAUCUGUAACUCCACUGCCACCCUCACCUCCACAACCACAACCACUCCCAGCUCCAAUGGGACCAAGCCCCAGCUACGACGCGCCCACUCUGGCUCGGGACCCAGGCCAACGGGGGGUACAGGCACUCCUCCUGGAACUCCCCCACCUCCCUCAACCACCGCCCCUAUUAAGCUACCCCCUCUGCUGGACCUCCCUCCUGCAGGUCACAACAUGGAUAUCUAUGUGUCUGUGGCCUGCCACCCGGGUCACUUCGUACUGCAACCCUGGAGAGACAUGUACAAGCUGGUAGUUCUGAUGGGAGAGAUGAUCCUGUACUAUAAUAAAACAGAGGAGAAGCCUCUCAAAGUGGAGAAGAAUCAGAUAUACGCUGCUAAGGUGGAGAACAAUUGGCACCGUGUGCUGGUGAAGGGGGUGUUGACCAACGGCCUGGUGUCUGUCUAUGAGCUGGACUACGGUAAACACGAGCUGGUCAGCUGCACCCAGCUUCGCCCACUAAUCCAGGAGUUCAGACAGUUGCCAUUCCAGGGCAUCACUGCACAACUCGCAGGAGUGAAGCCGAGGCAGUGGUCGGAGGAGGCUUCCAUCGUGUUCCGGAACCACAUAGAGAAGAAGCCGUUGGUGGCCCAGCUGGAGGCCGUACAGGAAGCGCAUCACCCCUGGGACAGGAAGUUGACCGUCUUCCUGGUCGACACCUCGCAGGAGGAGAGGGACAUCUGGGUGCAUGACAUCAUGGCUGAGUUCACAGACGAACUCACCAAAGAAGUGUAGUUGGAUAAACUGUACACAACAGUGCAUCUAUAGUGCUGGUUAUGGCAGGAACAACUAGGUAGGUCUAUCCAAAACAAAUGUAAAAAAUAUAUAUACACAUUUGUUUUGGACACCUAAGCGUAGUUGGAUGCUGGACUUUGCUGCGGGCGUUGCUAUGAGAAACCAGAACGCUUGUUGAGGUUGCUAUGGGAGACCAUUGGGAGAUGGUUUAGAGAUAUGUCACUUAGACUUGUCAUUUUGUGUUUGAGAGUGGGGUGACACAGUGACAAUGAAACACACUCGCAGAAGCAUGGCAUGAUAUUUUCAUCAAAAGCUCAAUAAUAUCACCCUCGUGCUGACUUACCUUACAGCUUUGCCACACAGAGGAGUUGUCACAGUGAACUAUUGAAAAUCUAGUCUUGUUAUGGGAUUGGUUUCCCAAAGCCUCCGUAGCUAAUAACAUGGUACAGUACUUUGUUUCUCUGGACAACCCAGACUCACACCACUUGUUGAACAGCAAAGUGCUUAAUUUGACAAAUUCCGUUCUUAACUGGAAAACAUUGAUAUAUCUGUUUCUCUCUCUUGUCAAGGUUGUGGGAAAGAAAUAGCAGUCAACAUUAGCUACAAAGGAUUUUGGAAACUCACCUAUGGCUAGAGUGGCUUUCAUUAGGCUACAGUGUCUAUAUAAAGAAUUUCUACUCUGGCUAUACAAGCUAUGGAAAUGUAUAUGUGGUGCAUUAGCUGCAUUAUCGAUCAACAAUGCACAAAAAGUAUUUAACUCAACUUGUAAGAGACUGUGGUUGGUUUAAAGGCCUUUACCAAUAGCCUGGUUAAACUAGAUUGAAAGGUGAACAACAAUAGUUAGUGCCGCAUUCAGUCUGUUAUAGCCAGGCUAACUUUACCAAGGUCUGUUCAUGGGAAUCUAAUAUAAAAGGUAUAUAAAUAUAUAUGUGAUACAUUAUGUGAUACAUUAUCGAUCAGCAACGCACAAAAAGUAUUUAACUCCACUUGUCAGAGACGGUUGUUAAUUGAGACACAGAGUUACAGUAUGAAGGCCUUUACUGUACCCACGCCUGUUUAUUUGAAUCUGACGUCAUGAAGGUUUACAAAACAUAGUUUAAAGGGAUAGUUCGGCAAUUAUUUUGUCCAUAGACCGCUUUCAAGGUAAGGAAACCUGGAUUAGUAAAUAUGUUAAAAUCACUGAACUAUCACUUUCAGACAUUCCCUCUAGUGAAUUGAUGAUGCAAAGAAGCCAUUGUUAUUUCUAUUUCCCACUCAUGUGACUUAGCUCGGUUUUAAAAAUGUUGGUUUUAAUUUAUUUAUUUUUAAUUCAUUGAUUUUGUGAUUUUUGUGUCGGACAACAAGACUUUCUGCAGAUACAGUAUUAUUAGACCAGGAGUUUUGAGUGACCACGUGACCUGACCGAGAACAUUUUUGGGGGCCCGAGCUACAGUAUUAAGAUAUUACUGUACUAUAGGGCCCAAAGUUCGUUUUUAUGGUCAUGUCAUCUAGGUUGGGAAAAGCUCCUGGCCCUAGAUACACUGCAUGAUAUGUUGGAAAUUGUGCUGAAUUGCGUGCACAUAAUUUGAUAAUACAAUAUAUGCUAACCGGUA